UCACAGCGCUCAAGAGCUGAAGAGAUUUCGUCCUGUAGAGUGACAACACGCAGAGAGCUCUUGGCUCCAGGGUCCUGUUGUCCAGAAUCAAGCUCAAAAGUGCAAACGAAAAGUGACUUUAUCUAUUAAAAUAUGCUAUUAAUGUUUUGAAAGUGCCUUUGAAGAACCAUUGGAAUCCCCAACAAUGGGGUGGGACACCAAGAAGACCUCAGUGGGUCUACUUUGUUUUGUGAAUCUAAUCAAUUACAUGGAUCGAUACACAGUGUCAGGAGUCCUUUCUGAAAUUGAAGCCGAUCUGGACCUGGAACAUUGGCAGGGAGGAUUGCUCCAAACAGCUUUCAUUGUAUGCUACUUUGCUUCCGCUCCACUUUUUGGCUACCUCGGAGAUCGCUAUUCCAGGAAAUGGUUGAUGAUUGUGGGCAUGGUGGCCUGGAGUUUGUGUACACUCAUUGGGACUUUUAUGCCGACGUAUUGGCCGUUUUUGGUCUUCAGAGCAGCGAUUGGGUUUGGUGAAGCGGGCUUCACUUCCAUUGCUCCGACUGUGUUAGGGGAUCUCUAUGCGAAUGAAGGCCGCUCGAUUGUGUUGGCCUUGUUCUAUUUUGCCAUCCCCGUUGGAAGUGGUCUUGGAUAUAUUGUGGGCUCUGGUGUUGGAGCAGCCUUUGGGGAUUGGCGUUGGGGAUUGCGGGUGACUCCAAUCCUGAAUGUGAUUGCGGUUUUGCUCAUGAUUUUUUUCAUGAAAGAUCCUGAGCGAGGUGAGGCAGAUACUCUUAAUCCACAUCGGGCUGGCAACAGUUUCAAGGAUUAUGUGCAAGACCUUGUGUAUCUCAUCAAGAAUCGCUCGUUUAUCUUGACGACCUUGGGGUUCACCUUCCUCUGUUUUUGCACGGGUUCCUUAUCUUGGUGGGGACCAGUUUUUGUGGAAGAUGCCAUCAAGGUCCGGGAAGAAUAUGGCCUUGAAACAGCUAUUGGAGUCAAUGAUGUUGCUUUCAUAUUUGGCGUCAUCAUGUGUAUAGCCGGGGUCUUGGGGCUUUGUUUGGGCUCGGGCUUGUCGUACAAGCUCCGGGAUCGCUAUCCAUGGGUGGACCCGGUGAUCUGCGGGGUGGGCCUGGUAGUGUCCGCCCCAUUCCUGUUCUGUGCCCUUGGCUACGCUCAAGAUGGCGUUGUAUUAGCAUUGGUCCUGGUCACCAUCGGCGAGGCAUUCCUCAACAUGAAUUGGGCUGUCGUGGUUGAUAUUUCCUUGUAUGUUGUGGUGCCCAAUCGUCGAUCGUCGGCCGAGGCUUUGCAGCUGAUGUUGUCUCAUGCUUUGGGUGAAGCUGGCAGCCCUUAUUUGAUAGGUCUUAUGGCGGGGUCUUUGAAGGAGAACAUGAUUGGGGAUGCAUCACACAAUCCAUCUAAUGGAACCCUAAACAUGUCAGAUAUGGAGAGAGAUUACUACGCAUUUCAAUACUCCUUAUUUAUGUGUGUAGCCUUUGAAGUGGUUGGAGGCCUUUUUUUCCUCUGGGCGACACUGUACGUGGUGGAUGACAAACGAAAGGCUGCCGAAUACAUUCAAGAUUUCGACGAAAGUUUGGUGGGAGGCGAGAUUCAAAAUCCAUCCUUUAAUCAAGCCAGUGGAUCUUCUAGUCGUAGAAAUUCGGUCUCAAAAAAAGAUGUGAAACAAUCUUGACAUGUCUGCUCAACCAAACCAGCGUAUUUAUCAAAUACUAUAUUUACCAAAA
Tigriopus californicus is the source of this 1718-nucleotide messenger RNA. RefSeq names its product protein spinster-like. Gene Ontology annotation, biological process: transmembrane transport. Gene Ontology annotation, cellular component: membrane. The transcript is spliced from 9 exons. Bases 185 to 1666 code for a protein of 493 amino acids. NCBI's taxonomy places the organism in Eukaryota, Metazoa, Arthropoda, Copepoda, Harpacticoida, Harpacticidae. Gene Ontology annotation, molecular function: transmembrane transporter activity. The record is from RefSeq and is a predicted model, not a curated record.